Molecule: messenger RNA, 1276 nt
Organism: Eubalaena glacialis (North Atlantic right whale)
Lineage: Eukaryota; Metazoa; Chordata; Mammalia; Artiodactyla; Balaenidae
Product: melanoregulin
Exons: 7
Coding region: 48-944 (298 amino acids)
Biological process (GO): melanocyte differentiation; melanosome transport
Cellular component (GO): melanosome
Source: RefSeq, a predicted model, not a curated record
GCGGCGUGGACCCAGUGACUUAACCUGGCCUACACUUCAUCACUCAAAUGUCCCGUGGCCGUGAGUUCUUAGGUCAAGGGCAAAAGCUGCCUGGCAGCAGGCUUGAUGCAGCACCAAGUGGCCAUCGUCACCGGCGGGGGUACGGGCAUCGGAAAGGCCAUCGCGACCGAGCUCCUGCAUCUAGGCAUAGUGGAGCUGCCAGAGAAGGUGUUUACAACCUCACCAAAUCCUUAGCUGUGGAACGGGCCAGCAGUGGAAUAAGCAUCGAUUGUGUUGCCCCUGGAACCAUUUAUUCCCAGACUGCUUUUAACAACUAUGGUCAUUUGGCAAAAGACUUAUUUGAAGGGUACUUUCAGAAAAUCCCAGCUGAAAAAGACUUGGAGCUCCUGAGGAGUGAUAACAAUCCAUAUUCUUGCUUCGGAGCCACACUGGUGAGGGAAGAUGAAAAGAAUCUGUGGAGCGUGCCUCGCGAUGUGUCCCACACAGAGGCAGACGACGACAGGAUCCUCUACAAUUUGAUCGUUGUUCGUAAUCAACAGGCCAAAGAUUCAGAGGAGUGGCAAAAACUCAACUAUGAUAUCUACACCCUGCGACAGAUUCGAAGGGAAGUGAGAAAUAGAUGGAAACGCAUUUUAGAAGAUUUAGGUUUUCAAAAGGAAGCAGACUCUUUGUUGUCAGUGACAAAACUCAGCACCAUCAGUGAUUCUAAAAACACAAGGAAAGCUUGGGAGAUAUUGUUGAGACUGGCUGAAGAGACCAAUAUUUUCCCAACCAGUUGGGAGCUUUCGGAGAGAUAUCUCUUUGUUGUGGACCGUCUCAUUACACUCGAUGCUGCGGAAGAAUUCUUUAAAAUUGCCAGUCAAACUUACCCCAAGAAGCCUGGGGUCCCAUGCCGGGCAGAUGGCCAGAAAGAACUGCACUACCUUCCCUUUCCGAGUCCCUAAGGGAGAGGCUACGAGGCAGAAUGGGAUUUCUUCCACUGGAACUCAACAGCCUACCAAAGUUGGACAGAUGCAUGUAAAAGAGAAUGAGCAAGAAGAGGGCUAGCUAAGAGAAAAAGGAUUCUGAGUCCUACAAAAAUCUAAGCGUUGGCCAUCAUGAGGACUUGACCAUAUGAAAGUUGAGGCUGCGUUGAAACGCCCUGGUGAUCUUGCAUCAGAGAGUUGGCCAGUGGGAUAUUUCAUCAUGGGUGAUUAGAUUCCAAGAACCCAUUGCCCCCAUUUUGGUUUUGGUUGUACAAUAAGCUCUAGCCACUAAUCCUAUUGGGAGAAUAAGA